Molecule: messenger RNA, 5364 nt
Organism: Volvox carteri f. nagariensis
Lineage: Eukaryota; Viridiplantae; Chlorophyta; Chlorophyceae; Chlamydomonadales; Volvocaceae
Exons: 11
Coding region: 1-5364 (1787 amino acids)
Source: RefSeq, a predicted model, not a curated record
AUGUCGAAUGUCAUGAUGCAGGAUAUGAAAAAAUGCGACCCGUAUUACUGCAUCCGUAUUACAGCACUAUGUUCAACAAUUGUAGCUCCGAACAACGACAUACGUGCGGCGAAGUUCAAGGAAAGCCCUGGAAACAAAAACUUUAGGAUACUUAACCCGUUUCACAUGACUUUGGGUCCCUUCCAGCAUAAGUUUAGCACAGAGGUGCUAGUUGUGGGUGCAGGAGCGUCCGGCCUUACCGUCGCUGCGGCCUGCCUUGCUUCAGGAUGCGACGUAGUUGUUUUGGAGCAAGAGCCUCAUGUUGGCGGCUGGUCUAACAAAGCUCCGAAAGAAGCUUUAAUUGUACAUUUGACUAAUAAAACGGACAGCUUGGAAAUUCGCUGGCACGCAAUCUGUGAGGACCUCCCGUCGGGGCAGCUCUUCUCGGCUCACGCAAAUUUUGUGGUGCUGUGUACCGGCCACGACUUGCCGCCUGAAGCACGCCAUUCCAAAGUCCUAGGACAGGUGCAGCUGCCCGCUCAUGCACGACUGGUUCACUCCCGUGGCGCCAUCCUGGCUGAUGUGGCCGCUGGUGGCGGUGCCAGCGGUGCCGGCGGCAUCGCAGUCGUGGGCGACGGCACUGAGGCGUUUGAUUGUGCGGCUGCACUGGCGCUCCUGAGAGAGGGUCGGGAUGUGACGCUGGUUGAGCAACCGGUUGAAGGGUGUCUGCUCUCCGUUGUGGACGGCGUCUCACUUCUCGAGGGUGCCCGGCGCCGCGCACUUCACGCCGCACUUCAGCCGCACCCCUCCCUGCCGCCGCCGGGACCCGUGGGGCGAGUGCUGCGAGCUCCCACCAAGCGUCGCUUCUGGGCGUACGUCAAGGGACGAGCGGCGGCGGUCGUAUCACUCGGCAGCGGCGGCGGCGGUGGCGGCCGCGGCGGCGGCGGUGGCGGCCGCGGCGGCAGCUGCUCGCUGAGUACGGCAGGGGUCGGGGCUGGUGACGGGGCGGCUACUGCCGCCGGCGCCGUCACAGUCGCCGGUGCUGGCGCCCAGCUGGUAAACUGCCAGCUGGUGCUUUGGGCGCCCAGUUUUCGUGACCCACGGGUCAUGCCCUUCCUGGAGCCCUCCCUGCGCCAGGCACUGCUCCAGCGGGGAGAUUCCCACCAGCAGCAGCCACUGCCAAUCCCGGGGGAAGGGGGAGCGCCGCCGCCGCCGCCGCCAGCAAGCGACUUUUCCGAUCAGCUGGUGCUCUUCCGCGGCAUCGUACACCCCGACGUCCCUGGCCUGGGCUUUGUGGGCUGGCAGUCCCAUGCCUCCACUCCGCUGCUGGUCCUGGAGCUCCAGGCCCAGUGGCUGGUGGCCCUCCUCACCGCCCGAAUGAACCUGCCGACAGCCCAACACAUGCACGAGGACAUGGCGCGGCAGAGGGCCUGGCGAGCGGCCGCCCUGGUGUCGCCGCUCAUGUCGACCCGUGGGUCACUGGCUCGCACCCACGAGGGACAUUACGUAAGGCAACUGCUGGGCGAUUUGACGGGGCUCGUUGAGCUCAGGACGCGGUCAGCCCUUUCACCUCCGGCGGCGGCGGCGGCGGCCUGCACCGACGGGCUCUGGUCGGACCAAGUACUCGUACCUCUCCCGCAAGGUCAACGGGUGGGCCAUGGCAAAGGAGCCCCGUCGGUGUACGACACUAAUGCUAGGCAGCAGCAGCAGCAGUGUCCGCUGCCUGACCGUCUCUCCUGCGAUGGCACCGCCGCAGCCGCUGCCAGUGAGCGCGGGCUUGGGCCUCAGAGGGGCCCCUCGGAGUGGUCGCCGCCAGCUUCUCCGCCAACCUCUACCGCCGCCACCGCCUCCGCCUCGACUGCGUGUCGUACUUGGAACCAGUGGCCAGCGUCACGGGUGGUUUCAGAGGCGAACCGCGGCACGAAGCCUGGAAGCCCCAGCGGCGGCGUUGGCGGCUUCGGCAGUAGCAGUGACGCCGCCGCAGGCGCUGGUUGCCUCAACCCGAGCUGUAGCGGCGUCCUGGGUCAGCUAGGUUUGGCGGUGCGGCCCCAGCCUCCGUCCAUCGCCGUACAUGCCUCCGCCAACGAUACCGCAGCCGUCGCAGCCGAUAGGUCCACCGCACCGGAACUAGGUUACUCGACGGAGGCGGCGGCGGCGAUAGGCGCCGGCAGCUGCUCUCCUCGGAUCAGGCUGCCGCCGGGUCGACGUCACACUAUGUCAGUGUUGCCGUACAUUCACGGUGCCAGCGGCGCGGGAUGCAGCCGCGGCAGUGGCGGCAGCGGCGGCAGCGGCAGCGGCGGCGGCGUCACAGCUGGUUGUUCCAGCUGCGGUACGGCGUCGGCGCUCCUUGACCCAACUGGGAAUAAGCUUUCUACAAAGGGCCGUACGACAUCCCAGUACACCACUUUUGGCCAGUUCACCGAUCUGCUCGAAGUGCCGACGGCGGGCACCGAAGGUGCGGCUGCGGCCACCUCCGACAUGCAAGGCCUGGAUGGAAAAAGGCCCCCCUCAGGGCCGCUUGCGUGGGACAGAUGCUACAUCCCAGCAUCCUCGCCCCAGCCAGGCGGCCGCAGCAGCGGCGGCAUUGCCGCCGCCGCCGCCGCCGCUGCUGCCGCUGCCGCCAGCCGUGGACGUCAUAGCGCCGCCAGCCUCCCGUUGCUGAAGCUGCUGCCCCUGGGCCGGCUGGGACAAGCCAUCAGCAGCGGCGGCAGCGCCGCCGCCGCCGCCGCCGCCACCUCAGAUCAGUCGGCUGCUGCCGACCUGACAAACAGCCGCAGGCAUCAUCAUUAUCAGCAGCAACCGGGGCGACAGAGCGGCACCACCACCUCCACAACAGCAAACAGGAGGCGUACGGGGCCGCGGAGGUCUAUGUCCACAAGCGACGUGAUGUCUGCUCAGCGUAGCCGGGCCCUGCAGCAGGCCGCAUGGGGCUGCACUGCCGGCAGCGGCGGCAGCACCCCCGCCGCCGCCGUACCACCCACACCUGCCGAUCUAGAGCAUCAGUUGGCGGCUCUCCGUUGGCAUCUGCUCAAUCCAUCUGCCGUACCUUUCCCAGGACGCGCCGGUCCCCAAUCAGCACGUUUCGAUAAAUCUCUCCCUGCCGCCGCUACUGCCGUACAGCUACAACCGCACUCGACGGCUCUCACGAGUCUAAAAAUGCCGGAUAGUACGGAAAUUUUCCCGUCUGUCGCGCCGUCCACGGCUUCCGCCAGCGGCCUUGGCCCGCAUUCGCCGUUGCUGUACAUCAGCCCAUGUUCCGGAGUGGCGGAGGAGGGAGAGGAGAAAGCGCGUGGCGGUGACGGCGAUGGCGACGGCGACGGCGAGUACGAUAGGGGUCGCCUCAAGCUCAUCGCGACCGCCAACCGGGCUUUCCGCCGCGUCUGGAACCAGGAGGCGGCGGCUGCCGCCGCGGCGCAGCCAAACAACGCCGGUCUGAGGUCCAAGCUCUUCGCAAAUGCGGCAGAGAAGCACAGCGGCAGCGGCGGCGGCAGCAGCCAAAAGGCCGUCAGCGCUCCUCGCAUCGUACCGCAAGCUUUGAGGGCUGGGUAUGGCGGCGGGGACGGUGGCGGCGGUGGUGGCGGUGGUGGAGACCGCCUCGGUAAAUCGUUUGGUGGCCUUCUCGGCGAUGCAGCGGAGGCGGCUCGGUUGCCGUACAGAGAGCGCAUUGACGACAUCGCACCAUUCCCGAUUCAGUACGACCCCUUCCUUCGGCCACGUCGCGGAAUGGCCGCGGAUGCCUCGCCUAGAUCACUUGGGACGCCGACGGCGACGGCAGCGGCAGCGGCAGCGGCGGCGCUUCCGCUACCGUUGAGCAGGCCGAACGGAUCAUCUCUAAUUUCCGGUACAGACUCUCCACGAUGCCAACUGGCUGAAGCUUUCUCUGCCACUGCCCCCGCCGUCACUGCCGCCGAUGUUUCGCGCACAAGCACCACCAAAGCAUCGCCACCCACAGCGGUAUCUGCCAACGCUCCAAACGCCGCCACCGACAGUGUACUGCGCAACUCCUUGUCCGCUUCAUCGCCCUUGCCGAUAGGGCCCCAGAUGUCAGUGGUGUAUAAUGCGCGUCUGCAAAGCACCGGCGGCAGCAGCGCCGCGGCCACCGCCACCACAGCGGCGGCUGCCGCUGCCGCCGCCGCCACGCCGCCACCCUCCACCGCCGCCAGCUGCCUCCGUACGCCUUUUCCCGAGCUGAAUGCUAAGGAAGCCUCCGUAGCUGCAACAGAUUCGACAGGAGCCGUUGGCGGCGGCGGCAGCUGCCGGCUGCCACCGCCACUGCCGCCACCGACGCCGCAGCCGAAAGUCCAAGGUGGCGACGCGGAGGUGGAGGCGGAGGAGGGUCCGUUCGACAUUGACAUCAUGCAAUCCCUUUGUGGAUCCGGUGACUCGUGCGCGCCGGAACCAUCGGCUGCUGGGGCGAGAGGGGCCUAUGGGCCGGCGCCAGUGCCUGCCCGUGGGUCCGAGGACGACGGCUUGUCUGGGAAUCGACGAACGAAUGGGUCGGCGCUGGUGCAGACCCACGGGUCCUUGUCUUCCGUGGACCAGAAGCUGUUGGAGGCAGUGGAGGCGCUUGCGGCUGCCGGUGCUGGCGGCGCUGGUACCGGAACCGGCGGCGAUGCGUCCGACGGCGGUAAUGCGCAGGCGAGGGGUGUGAUGAUCGGAACCGGCUUGGCGAGUGGCUUGCCCCGCGAUGAGCAUGGCACCGCCGCCGCCGCCGCCGCCGCCGUACCGGCGGAGCCUGACGACGGCCGGCCCGGUCCCGCAUGGGUAGUACGACGCGCGACCCAGGCACGUCAGGACCAAAUUGUCGGAGAGAUCUCGACAUGGCUCCGGGAGGCCCUGGUACGGAAGGCCACCAGCGGCGUACUGCAGUCCGGAGACGCGGCGGCCGCCACUACAGCUACUGACGCCGAGGAAUCUGGGGACGGUACGGCCGCCGCUGCCGCUGCGGCGGGGCCGAUGGCGGUGGCGGUUCAUGCAGGAUUUCGGAGCCGGGUGCAGAGCGCCAGUGGUGCAGGGCCGCUAGCUGCCGCACAUGCCGCGAUGAUGCAGGCUGCAGCGGGGGCGAAGGCUGCGGUAACCGCUGACGGCGGCGCAGCCGCCGCCGCCAGCGGUAGCGGUGGAAAUCGACGGCGGCUGCCCCCGCGACUACCCCACACCAGCCGGGACUGCCAAGGCCACCACAGACCCUGGCCGCAGGGGGUUUGCUCCGGAACCCACUUUGGUUGGAGCCUGCUAGAGGUCGUGACCGUGGACAUGUUGCGAGUGAGAGUUGCAGCUGUUGGUCGAAUGCAGGUGGUGGUGGUGGUGGUGGUGGUGUCGUGCGGAUGGGAGGAGUGUGGAUCGGGAGGAUGGGUUGGCAUGUUUGCAUGCGUGCGGAGUGUAUGA